AUGGAUCCCAACACAAUGCAAGAUUUGUUGGUAAUGCGUCCUACUGCUGUUCCAACGAAUGACAAAGCUGUUAGGGAUCGCCUUAGACGACUUGGGAAGCCAAUUACCCUGUUUGGAGAACAAGGAAUGGAGAGAAGAUCUAGGUUGAGUAACCUUAUGGGUAUGCUUACUGUGGAAAAACUACUUGAAACUCACGUCGAAGAAGAAGAUGCGGCUCUAAAAGAGCAAGCGUAUGAUCAAGUACCUGUAUACCCUUUUUUUACCGAGGGUCCAAAGGAACUGAGAGAGGCUAGAAUAGAAAUUGCCAAGUUUUCUAUCAAGAGAGCAGCUGUCAGGAAUCAGCGUGCAAAGCGGCAGAGGGAUGAAGAGGCUAAGUUGGCUUUAAAUCAUGCUAGAGACAUGGUCCUGGAGUGCAGUAAUUUUGGAGAGGAUCGUCCUCUUACCGGCUGUUCUUUCUCUCGCGAUGGAAAGAUACUUGCCACAUGUUCUCUGAGUGGAGUUACUAAUUUGUGGGAGAUGCCUCAAGUUACAAACAAGAUUGCUGUCUUGGAGGACAAAAAGGAACGUGCAACUGAUGUAGUGUUCUCCCCUGUUGAUGACUGUCUAGCAACUGCUUCUGCUGAUCGAACUGCAAAGCUGUGGAAAACUGAUGGAACACUAGUACGAACUUUUGAAGCUUCUUGUGGGCUUGAUUCACUCGCACGGGUUUGGGAUCUCCGCACUGGUAGGAGUAUUCUUGUCUUCCAAGGAAAAACCAAACCUCUACUCUCAGUGAACUUCUCUCCUAAUGGUUAUCACUUGGCAUCCGGUGGUGAGGAUAAUCAAUGCCGUAUUUGGGAUCUAAGGAUGAGAGAGUCAUUGUACACUAUAGCAGCUCAUUCUAACCUUGUGUCUCAAGUGAAGUAUGAACCACAAGCAGGUCACUUCUUGGCCACUGCCUCAUACGACAAGAAAGUCAACAUAUGGUCGGGAAGAGAUUUCUCGCUCGUUAAAAGCUUAGCAGGACAUGAGUCAAAAGUCGCCUCUCUCGAUAUCACUCCAGAUAGCUCGUGUAUUGCAACUGUAUCACAUGACCGCACCAUCAAGCUUUGGACGAGAAGUGGAAAUGGCGAAGAUGAAUCAUAA
Molecule: messenger RNA, 1125 nt
Organism: Camelina sativa (false flax)
Lineage: Eukaryota; Viridiplantae; Streptophyta; Magnoliopsida; Brassicales; Brassicaceae
Source: RefSeq, a predicted model, not a curated record